Eupeodes corollae is the source of this 2994-nucleotide messenger RNA. RefSeq lists its product as uncharacterized. The transcript is spliced from 5 exons. Lineage: Eukaryota; Metazoa; Arthropoda; Insecta; Diptera; Syrphidae. Bases 1 to 2934 code for a protein of 977 amino acids. The record is from RefSeq and is a predicted model, not a curated record.
AUGGCUGAUGCGAAUAGGAAAUUCAAACGAUUAUGUUAUGCCAAGAGAGUUUCCUUUGAAAAUUUAAAUAUUGCUGUUAUAAAUAACACCCGCUCAUCUUCAGAGUUUUGGAAAGCUGUUAAGCAUCUUAAUGGAAAAAUAAAUACUAUAGCUCUGGGUUUGCAGGCAUCUGAUCUUAGAGACUACUUCAUCAGCCUUCUCAAUCGCUCAGCAAAUGGUCCUUUGGUGCAAUAUGCAGCUCCCUCGAUCCUCGAUGAGUACUUAGAUGCACCUUUUUCGAUCCAAGAAGUGAAAGAAGUUGUUGCAAAUGCAAAAUUAAACAAAGCCCCAGGGGAUGACCGGAUCCCCUUUGAAUUCUUCAAACACGCCACGGAAAAAUGUAGCUACGAGGACCCAGCAAACUACAGAGGGAUUUCCUUUCUUAACACCUGCGCUAAGCUAUUUGCUGGACUUAUUCACAACAGACUGUCGAAGUGGGUGGAGGACAAGAACAUUCUAUCGGAAUUCCAGUCUGGUUUCAGGAAAAGUUAUUCAACCAUAGACCAUAUUUUCUCACUGCUGAACAUUGCUGAUCUUUAUAAAAGGAAGCAGAAGAAAUUAUACGCUUUCUUUAUAGACUUCCGUGCAGCUUUUGACUCUGUCGACCGUCAAGCUCUCUUUUACAAGCUCUCUGUAUCAGGUGUGUCAAGUAAAGUUAUAAACGUUUGGGAUGGCGAGUCUAUAUCCGAGGAGUUUGCAACAGUAACUGGUCUUAAGCAAGGCUGUAUUCUUAGCGCCCUCCUAUUUAUAAUUUUCAUAAAUGAUAUUACUGAUGAAGUGAGAGGUGGAAUCACUGUAGAAGGAUUGACUGUUCCAGCCCUUAUGUAUGCAGAUGACAUCGUGCUAUUCUCCGAAACAGUAGAUGGCAUGCAGCUGAUGAUAAACAGGCUUGAGAUAUAUUGCAAUCGAUGGAAUCUGGAAGUUAAUUUGCAAAAAUCGAAGAUGAUGAUUUUCAGAGUUUAUCUAAAUGCUGUCACAAGUUUUGAAGAAGAUAUAAUUCUUCGUUCUAAGGAUAACCGUGAUUUAUUGGUUCAAUGUUCUUACAAAUUAGUGAAGAAGUACUUCUUCUCGGGUGAAACUCUCUCAGGAUCUGUGCUAACUGUUAGUCUCACUUCGCCUUCUCCGGAUCUGCAAAGUCAAAUGUUACUUGCAUUCCAUUCGGACCAAUACAACCCAUGGUCGAUAGUUCUUCGAGAUUCAAGGCAUUCCUCUUCAUCAAAGGCAUCCAAUAAGUUUAUUCUUCACGAAAAACCUCAAUCGUAUUUUGUUGUUAUAGAAACCGCAGACGACGAAGAUAUGGAAGAUAUUUUCGAGGAUUGGAAAUCAAUGCCGAAUUGGAAUCCACUAGCUCAAUUUGUUGUUAUGCUUGCCAGCAUCGAAGAAACCGAAGAAGAAAUGACCGAACUUAUGGUCGAUACGAUGUUAAUUUUUAUGAGUAGAAAAAUCUACAACAUCAACAUCAUUGCUCAGACGGAGGAAGACGGGCGAGUUUAUUCAAAAACCGCCUUUCCAUAUGAACCCGAUAACAAUUGUGGUAGUAGAAUUAUUGCAUUUGAAACAUUGGAUAUUUGUCAAUAUGAAGAAGAUAAUGAUGGCGAUGACGAUGAUGGGUCAAGACGAAUUCAAUUAAAACAACAAAACCGUGGAUUGUUUUUGGAUAAAAUUCCAAAACACUUAAGUGGUUGUCCUUUACUGGCUUAUGCGAGAUCUUGGGAGCCGUAUAUUUUUGUCGAAGAUAACCAAAUGAAGGGAAUCGAAUGGAUGCUGGUGCAGGCUAUUGCUGAAAGUUUGCAUAUUCAAAUUAAAAUUUUAAUACAAAACAAGACGUUGUAUCAUAUUUUCCAGGGCCUAAUUGACGGAAAGAUUGAUAUCGUAAUUGGAGGAAUUGACGAAGAUCCAAAUCUAAGCCAAUUUGUUUCUGCAAGUGUUCCAUAUCUACAAGACGAUUUAACCUGGUGUGUGGCUAGGGCGAAGAGAACUCUAAAUUGGCUAAAUUUUGUUGAAGUCUUCACUCCGGAAUCAUAUGCAACCUAUUUGAGUUUCAUUAUAACGAAUGCAUUGGCAAUCUUUAUGAUUCAAAAGAGUCCUUCGAUUCCAACAAAACUCUGCAACAGUUUCUUCGGUUUGGUGUUUAUUUUAAUAGGAAUUGCUUUAAGUCAAACACCUCAAGAAGUCUAUCUUAAAGCAAGUCUUCGUAUUUGCAUCUUGAUGUCAUUAGCAGCUGCUGUUAUCCUCGGAAGUACUUAUAAUUCGUUUCUUGUAAGUUCCCUUACAAGUCCGAAUACAUUGCCUCAGGUGAAGAAGAUUGCUCAAAUUGUGGAUCAUAAGAUGUCGGUAACUGGGAGUGUAGAGAUUAUUCGACACUUGGACAAGGAUGGAAGUAUCUUCAAAUAUAUUCGUCGUGAGUUCAGCAUGUGCUAUAAUCUAGAGGAAUGUUUGCAAAGAGCAGCUAAAGAUUGUAGCUUGGCAGUUGCCAUUUCUCGACAAUAUUCCACUCAUAAUCCGCGUAUCCCAAGGGAUAACCUGUAUUGUUUCGAUCGGGAUCAACACAUUUAUACUUACUUGGUUACAAUGCUGAUGCCGAAGAAGUUCCAUCUAUACCAUCAGAUUAAUCCUAUAAUUCAAUAUAUCAUCGAAUCGGGACAUUUGCUGAAGUGGACUAGGGAUUUGGAACAGCAAAGAAUGCUUAAAGCUAUCAAACGAGAGUUGGUGAAUGAUGAGAAUAGAGUUAUGAAACUGGAAGUUGGACAGAUUUUGGGAAUACUUGCAUGUACUUUGAUAUUUCUGGGAGUUGCUUUGUUUGUAUUCGUACUGGAGAAUUUUGUCUGUCUAAUGAUUAAACGUGGGUCGAAAGCGAAAGUUAUAAAAGUACUUCAUAAACACUUUUCAAAUUGAAGGCUCUACAUAAUUUAAAGUUUUAACAGAAAAAAAUUUGUUUUUUAACUAUGUUCAUUU